Drosophila mauritiana is the source of this 2085-nucleotide messenger RNA. RefSeq names its product dynein regulatory complex protein 8. The transcript has 5 exons. The record is from RefSeq and is a predicted model, not a curated record. Lineage: Eukaryota; Metazoa; Arthropoda; Insecta; Diptera; Drosophilidae. Gene Ontology annotation, molecular function: calcium ion binding. The coding region runs from base 1484 to 1951 and encodes 155 amino acids.
GGACCAGGAGGAGAUUGCAACGGGCGUGGCUGGUUCUAUAAAAGAAUCGCCAUCAUCCCAGCCGAUACAAUCCAAUGGCGAAACCCAAUCCCGCAGCGGAGUCAGCGCGACUUUAAUUUAAAUUUUAAUCGCAUGCCUAAUAGACAAACCUGGGGAGCCCCGUCCUCAUGCCAGCCUCGUAUGAGCGUCUGCGAGUCACGGACACGUCGUCAGAUGCAGUCCGGGGUAUGGGUAUACUAUGGAGCAUGGUAUGGUAUGGUAUGGAAUGGUUUGUUGAAGAUGGGCUAAGACAAACUUCCGAUCACGUUGUAAGUCAGCAGCGAAAUUGUACACAGAAUGAAAAAGUGCAUUCCCCAGCGGUGAUCAAGUUCAGCCAAGAUUGGAAAUGAAAUCGGGAUCAUAUUCGAAAUACGAGAAAUCUUAAAUAUAAGUUUUAUACAUUUUUAUAUCAAUAUAUUAACAAUGCACGAACCGGACUAACUAUGUGUUUUCUCUCUGUGUAGCAGACUGGGCCUAUGCCCUUGCAAAAGGGUCCGAAUGAGAGAGAGAGAAAGAGUUAAUGGAGGCAAAUGCAUCAAAAUGGUUAAUUGGAUCUGGAACAGCAAAUGACGAACACUUUUAGUGUUUAUGGCAGUAGCCCGGGCCCAGGCAGAGGGCCAAGUGGAGAUCCAAAGCCAGGUCCACGGUCCACAAACAGCAAAGGAGAUGGCGGCAGAUAGGCAAGUGUGUACGUGGAUUCGAUGAUGGUGAUGAUGGGAGCUGCGGGAAAUCUGAGCGGUACGCAGGGCAUAUAUAUAUAUAUACAUAGCUAUAUACAUACGUGUAUACACAUAUAUUCUAGGAGAUGCGAUGCGGCAAACAGCUCAAGUGGCAAGCGUGUUGUACACGACACGCAUUAGCGUGAAUGGAGCAGUUCUUGUACUUGCCUUUGCCAUUUUUUAAUCGAAUCGAAUGCGUUGAGAGCCGGGCCUCAAACUGGCCAGACAAAUGUGAGGGAAAAUUAAUGGCGAGCUCUGCAGUAAUUUCCAUUAAAGUGGGCACAGCUCCGAAAAUGCACUUGUUGCUGCUGGCCAGGCACCCAGUAAGGCAGAGGAAUACUUCCGUGUUCCUUACUAGACAGCCGGUGGAUCUCGGCGAAAUGGUAAUGGGCCAAUAUGAUGGCCUCCAUGAGCUGCCUAAUGGGCCGCUCUAUGGAGGUUUUUACUGUAGCAUUAUGGGCCCGCCUCGGCGGCAGCCACAGCCUUUUGCGGAUUUGGAUGCGGUCGAUCCAAACGUAAACGACAGGUUGUUCUCUUUGUAAUGAAAUCAAAGAAUGCCAUAAGAAAUAGCUACUUAAAAACGCAUGUAUCAAAAAAAAAUAGUAAUGAUUUUCUGCUUCUAUUCAAAUCACCCUUAGCAACAGUGUUUGUUUUAGUGGGAUAUUGAUUUAAUACUUUCCACCCACUAUGAGUCUCAGUUGGUAAGAAAACCUCAAGCCAUUAACAUGGAUAUGGAUAUGAAUAACGACUUGGAAAAGCGCAUUUCGGAUGCCUUUUGUGUGUUCGAUCAUCAUGGCGACAAGUUCAUCGAUGUUAGGGAAGUGGGCACUGUGCUCAGACUCCUGGGCUGUGUUCCCACCGAGGAGGAGGUCAACGAAGUAAUCUCGGCCACAGAAUCGGAGGAGACCAGUGGCGAAGUGCAUUUGACCAAAUUUUUGCCACACGUCUCGCAAUUGCUCAUGGAAAGAAAAAUGGAGCCUGCUCCGCCAGAGAAAAUUCUCCAGGCCUUUAAGAUCUUGGAUCCGGAGAACAAGGGCUAUCUCACCAAGGAGAGCUUUGGCAAAGUGAUGAUGGAGGAGGGCGAGCCAUUCACCCAGGAGGAAAUGGACGAGAUGUGGCCAGUGGCCAUCGACCCAAUAAGCGGACACAUACCCUAUGAAUUCUACCUUAACCAGCUCAUGGUCUAUCUUUAAGGGAAACAGAGUGGUUUAAUAAAGAUUCCAAUUCAAGUCUAGCUAUUCCACAUCCAGUUCCCUUCUUUAUUAACCUAAGGCACCUCUAGAAGUGCAAGUUGAGUUCAAUAAAGUCCCAAAAUUACACUAGUCAA